GUGAUCAGUAUAAAAGCGGUGUAGUCCUUCCGUCGUUCUCAUUGAGCGCCGUCCGUUCGGAGGAUUCCAGGCUUUGAGCAGCAGCGAUCAUGGCUGAAGCAGACAGACCUGGCAAGCUCUUUAUCGGCGGCCUUAAUACUGAAACAAAUGAGAAGGCACUUGAGCAGUAUUUCGGCAAAUACGGGAGAAUUGUAGAAGUGCUGUUGAUGAAAGACCGUGAAACGAACAAAUCAAGAGGCUUUGCCUUUGUGACAUUUGAAAGACCAGCUGAUGCCAAGGAUGCGGUGAGGGAAAUGAAUGGAAAGUCUCUUGAUGGUAAACCAAUUAAAGUGGAACAAGCAACAAAGCCUCAAUUUGAAACUGGAGGGCGCCGAGGACCACUGACUCUGCGUGGCCGUGGCUCGCCUCGAGGCAUGCGUGGAUCCAGAGGGAUGAGUGGAAUGAGAGGCCCACCAGCUAGAGACCCCUUUUUCAAGGACAUGUCAUCCAGAGGCCCACCACCUUUGAAGAGAGGUCCCCCAAUUCACAAUGGAGGGCCACCACCCAAGAGAUCAGCACUUUCAGAACCAAUGGGCCGACCUCCUAUGUCUCGAGAGAGGGAUCCUUAUGGUCCACCUCCUCGCAGAGAUGGCAUGAUGUCCAGGAGAGAUGAUUAUCCAUCCCCACGUGAUGAGCAUUAUAGCUCAAAAGACAGCUACUCCAGCAGAGAUUACAUGAGCUCUAGAGACAGAGAUUAUGCCCCACCCUCCCGGGACUAUCCUUACCGCGAGUAUCCCCACUCAAGUUCCCGUGACGAUUAUGGGUCAAUGUCACGGAGCUAUAGUGACCGUGACAGCUAUGGCAGAAGCCGAGAGCCCAGAGGUUACAUGGACCGCCCCACCACCAAUUCCUAUCGAGAACCCUAUGAUGGUUACGGUAACUCACGAAGUGGCCCACCUUCAAGGGGCCCUCCGCCCUCCUACGGUGGAAGUCGCUAUGACGACUAUGGCAGCAGUUCCAGAGAUGGGUAUGCCGGUCGAGACAAUUACCCCAACAGUCGCAGUGAUCCGUACCCCCCUAGCCGCGGCGAGCGAAUGGGCAGGCAGGAACGGGGGCCAGCCCCACCAAUUGAGCGAGGCUACCCUCCUCGUGAUGCGUUCAGCAGCUCAAGCCGUGGAGGGCUUCGAGGUGGCGGACGCGGAGGCAGUCGGAUGGAUAGAGGAAUUGCCCGCAGCAGAUAUUGACUGAACUUGAAAAUGGACAGAGGUGGUUUUCUAAAUGGAGUUCUUAUGAAUUUUCCUUUCAAGGAGAUGGAAGCGGAAGGUCAACACGAGGACAAAUGCUCUCGCCCUACUUCGUAUCUUCAAACCAUCAAUGUGUUCCUUUGAAGAUGCUGAGUGUUAAUUGUUUUUUUUGUUUUUUUUUUUUUUUGGUUUAGUGUCCUGGCCACCUACCCCUCUAGUGUUGUAGUCAUUUUAAGUGACUUUGUAACUAGUGCUGUUACACUUGCUGAAAUUCCCUGGAAUAACAUGCCUUUUCAUUUAUUAAUAAAGUUUUUAUCAAAAGUGUGAUAAGAACUGGUAGAUGUUCAGAAAGAGAUCAUAAUGUCAUUUACCUGCAUUUGCCUUUGAAAUUUUCUCUGCUGUUCAGAUCGUAAACACUGCCAGUUCCAUUGGACCUUUUUAAAGAAAUUAAUCAGCUAAAGUUGAUUCAGUCCAGUUGUGGUUUUACUGAAGAGAAAAGGCAAAUGUCAUAUUUGCCAGAUUCUUUUAUUGUUGGUGUGUGGUAAUGGAGCCCCAACCAAAGCCUAAUCUUGGCUUCCACCGACCUAACCAAAGAACCUGACAACCAAACCAAGUGAAUCUUUUCCACCGUCCGCUGAUUAAAAACAAGUUACCUGUCAACAGAUGGUAAGCAAAGAGAACCCUUUUUUUCUAUGGGGGAUAUGAAAUUUGACAUAACCUUCUCGACGAAUGUGCACGUAUAAAGUAUAACGUCAGUAUUCAGAAUCGUCUCCACUUGCAGCUUUUUUUUGUUUGAAACAAAUGCAGUUCUGCAAUUUAUAGACUAAGACCUUGGCAAUCGGUAGUGUUCUGUAAAAUUCAACCUCUAUGGCGAUUCUCAAUGGAUUUACCGUUACUGUAGUACAAAAAGGUUCCUUAAGAUUUUGCAAAAGUCAAACUUAAGCCAGCAUGUCCAGAUCUAUACAAGGAGAUCAAACUGGAGACACCCCAGUAGAGGACUGCAAACUGCAACAUAAACUGGAAAAGGAAAUUUGGAUCAUAGCCUGGAACAAGAAAGAACAGGAAGUUUUUAUUUUAUUUUAAAUUAUUGAUCUUUACAUGUAUAGAAAUGCUUGCUGCUUAACUGUUUUUCUGUUUUCAGGGUAAGGUGAUUUUUCAGUCAGUAAUGGAUGAGUAACACUUCAUUCCACCACCUGGACACCUACAUGACAAGCCCAUGAUUUC
Scleropages formosus (Asian bonytongue) is the source of this 2447-nucleotide messenger RNA. RefSeq names its product RNA binding motif protein X-linked. The record is from RefSeq and is a predicted model, not a curated record. The coding region runs from base 90 to 1223 and encodes 377 amino acids. NCBI's taxonomy places the organism in Eukaryota, Metazoa, Chordata, Actinopteri, Osteoglossiformes, Osteoglossidae. The transcript has 9 exons. Gene Ontology annotation, molecular function: RNA binding.